Hylaeus anthracinus is the source of this 10019-nucleotide messenger RNA. It is a transcript of the gene Liprin-alpha, whose product is annotated as liprin-alpha-1. Gene Ontology annotation, biological process: synapse organization. Gene Ontology annotation, molecular function: protein binding. The coding region runs from base 1767 to 5615 and encodes 1282 amino acids. Lineage: Eukaryota; Metazoa; Arthropoda; Insecta; Hymenoptera; Colletidae. The record is from RefSeq and is a predicted model, not a curated record. Gene Ontology annotation, cellular component: presynaptic active zone. The transcript is spliced from 23 exons.
CACUCUACGUUAGAGAGUAAUAAUUAAAUUCUUAAUUGGAGUGAGUUUAUUUUUAAGUUUAUUACAAUAUAUAAAGAAAAGAUAUCUUAUUCUGUAACAUGGGACGCCGAUGCAUAUAAAAAAUGUGUUUAAAAUGUGCGCUUGUAAAAUUGUUUCAUAUACCAUGUGGACUAAUCAAUGAUCAAUGUUAGAAACGGAAGUAGAAACGGAGCGAGUUUAAAUGUACCGCGGUGUUUCGAGACGAGUUCGUUGCAGAGACGACCUAAACGAUCAUCGAUCCCGCCGCGCAAUUGUAAACUUGGCCAGUCGGUUGGAGUCGUCUGGCGGUCGGGUGGAGUCGGACGCACCUUCGGGGACAGAGGCUGACGUCACGGCGCAAGAUGGCCGCCGGUAUCGGAAAUGGAGUAGCAUAGAGGCUGGGCGGUAGGAACGAACCGUAGGUGUGUCAGUGCUCGGCUUCACCGCGAUAAUGCCAUCGAAAUGCCGAUCGUUGCAAGUUGAUCGGCGCUUCGCGCAGUGCUCGUACGUACGAUCGGAAUCGUUCCGUCAGCCGAGUCUUGAAUGGUGAGAUGAUAAAUCGCGAAAUUCUCGGAGGAGAGCGAAAUUGAACGGAGCGAGUCUCGUACCCGGACUAUCCUGACCUGGGACAGUAGUUUGGUCUAGUUGAUACGUCGCGAAUUCGCCAGUGAUAACGCCAGUGUUGUACGGAUACGUCGAAACUACGUCUGAAUGAGAUCGAAGUGGAAAAUAAACGGUGGCCUGCCGAGCGAUCGCCCCGUGCUCUUGGACGAUUCUCCGCGGUUGUCAGACUCGCCUGCCCGGCUCCGGGAGAGAGCUGAGCGCGCCCCGUGGGUGUCAGAUCUGCAUUGAGGUUUUCCGAUUGAAAGUAGCUGGCUUCGUAUCUGAUAAAAGACGAGAUGGAAAGAGAAGGGUUCGCGUGUCGAGUCGGUGCAUAAGAUAUCAAAAGCGUGCGCUGCGUGCAGUGUGUCCGGCGAAUCCUCUUUGUAAUCUGUCAAAACGGACUCUGGCCAAACGAACGGGCUUGUAUAUCGAUCUAUCUGCGACCGAUCGCGUGCUUUGGGCCCCCCCUCGAGUUUUCGAAGCGUACACAACGAUCGAUUUUUCGAAGGGACUUGGUUUCCCGUCGUCUGCAACCGCCUCGUGAGUUACGCCGGACACAUCGAUUAUCCCUUUCCGUAAACAACAAUAGAAACGGACGAAAGAAUGCUUGGCACCGUGGUGAAAAUGAGACAUGAGUUUCGGUUGUGGUGAGUCGGCUCUCGUAGCCGGCCAAGCGACGUUGAACGUGAAACUGUUGAACUGUUAUUCGAGCGAUGAUUCCACCUAUAGGUAUCAGUUAACGAAAGAAAAGUUUCUGUCGCGAGGUAAACAUUCGACGUAGGAUUUCGUGUGUUCCUCGCAGUAGAAUAGCAGAGAAUAGUUUAUCGUUUAGGAAGAUAGCGGAUUCCGGCGUGUGGAUGUCGGCUCGCGAGACCGAGAGGAGUGAGGAAACGAGACAAAGCAACGUGGAAAAGUGAGAGACCGCGAGCAAAGGAAUCGAGGAAAAUGACUACCUGAAAAGAUCGGAAACGGACUAAAACGUAUCGGAAGAGAGGAACCGAAAGGGAUUCGUCUCGCGCGAGUGCACGUAUCUCCCGCGCGCGUGUCUCCUCUGUGUCUGUGAUUAUUCCGGUUUACGUUUCGCGUGCAUUUCGUGUGGAGUUGCCAGUGUACCGGAGUUUGAGAAUAGUAAGGAUAUACGCAAAAUGUGGAACGUGAUGUGCGACGUGAUGCCGACUAUCGCGGAGGACAGCAUCAGCCAGCGGAGUUCGCAGUUCUCCGGCGAGGACGCGAACUUCGAGCAGCUGAUGGUCACCAUGCUCGACGAGAGGGACAAGUUGAUGGAAUCGUUGCGCGUCAGCCAGACACAGUUGCAGGAAACGGAAGCACGGUUGCAGGAGGUCGAGAAGGAACGGGACUCUUUGAAUCGUCUGCUCAACGCCAAUAUCCCCCAGGAGUUCUCUCAGCUGGCGAAAGAGCUUUCAGCGGCACGCGAGAGUAUCCUAGAGAGAGAGGAGGAAAUAUCGGAACUGAAGGCGGAACGUAGCAACACUCGUCUUCUGCUGGAACAUUUAGAAUGUCUGGUCUCACGACACGAACGAUCGCUUCGGUUGACUGUGAUGAAGAGGCAAGCAGCCGUGCAAUCCGGAGUAUCGUCCGAAGUUGAAGUGCUUAAAGCUCUGAAAAGUCUGUUCGAGCACCACAAGGCUCUGGACGAGAAAGUGCGAGAGCGACUGCGCGUUGCAUUGGAAAAAAAUACCACCCUAGAGGAAGAGCUAGCCAUUACCAAAGAUGAGCUUCAGCAAUAUAAAUUAAGUGGACACGCGCCUAAAUCUGCAGACGACAGGCCCAAGGAAAACGGACAAACGGAGGACGGACAGCAACAGAACAAGAAUGAGACUGAGCAGGCAGCAGGCCAGCCAGAGCAACAACAGCAACAACAACAGCAGCAGGAGCAGCAGCAACAACAGCAGCAGCCACAGUCGAUACAAAAACUAGGUACUGAGAGGUCGACUGAAAUUGGGAGUAGGCUGAGCAAUGGAAGUCUCGAUCCGGCGGACCAGGUUUCUGCAGCGCGAGUAAUAGAUUUGCAAGCCACUGUUGACAAACAGAGCUCAGAGUUGAGUACAUGGCAGCGACGAGUAGCAGAAUUAAGUGGCCGAGUGGCGGAAUUGGAAGAAAACCUAUCCGAAGCUCAGAAAGUCCUCAUGAAGACGCAAGAAUCGAAUGUCAAAUUACAAAGAGAUUUACGCGAGAAUGUUGCCCAAAAAGAAGACCAAGAAGAAAGGAUAGCGACUCUUGAAAAACGAUAUCUUAACGCUCAACGCGAAUCCACCAGUUUGCAUGAUCUCAAUGAAAAAUUGGAACAGGAGUUGCAACAUAAGAAGGCUCAAUUGAAGCUCCAGGAAGAAAAAAUAGCAGCUAUACAGGAGAAAUUGGAACUAGCUGAACAGAAACUAGCCCAGUAUGCUAAGUUGCCAGAAAUGGAAGAGCAAUUGAAACAGAGGAUGGAGGCUCUGACGCAGGUGAGGAGGCCCAACCAGCAGGCUCAAGAAAGGCACGGCAGCGCAGAAGAUAGGAUACAAAGAUUAGAAACGCAGCUCGAAGAGAAAAAUGCAGAAGUGAUGCGUGUCAAUCAGCGACUUAAGAUGAACGAGGAACAUAAUACACGACUUAGCGCAACUGUUGAUAAACUUCUGUCUGAAUCUAACGAAAGAUUACAACUGCAUUUGAAAGAAAGAAUGCACGCAUUGGAAGAAAAGAAUGCGCUUACGCAAGAGCUUGAGAAGACAAGAAAACUAGCUGAGGAUCUCCAGAAUGAAAAGGCAGAGAUAGUUAAGGAAUUAGGAAAGGCUCGACUUGAAAUUGAUAACGUGAAAAGGCAAAUGCUUCAGCAAGAAAUCGCAUUCAAUAUUCAACAAACAGACGCUUUGACUAGAAGUUUGUCUCCCAAUGCUGUGGAUCCUGGCGCCUUUUCUAGAAGUGCGAGUCAUAGUAGCUUUGACACGCAUUCUUUACCAAGAAGAUCGGCUAAACGAUCUGUGAUUGAAGAAGACGCGUCAAAGAACUAUGUAGCGCGCACUUUAGCGGAACAAGAAUGGGAAAAGCUACAGCAGGCGCAUGUUCUUGCCAAUGUACAACAAGCGUUUGAUGUCUCUAGCGAUGCAGAGGGUGACGGAGAUAACGAGAGUCUUUUUAGUUGUGCGGCUGAUGUAAUUAGUCCGACAGGACACACAGAUGCUCAAACAUUAGCACUAAUGUUACAGGAACAAUUAGAUGCAAUUAAUAAUGAAAUUAGGUUGAUUCAGGAAGAAAAACAAAGUACCGAGGCACGCGCGGAAGAAUUGGAAUCCCGCGUUGGCAGUCUUGAACAUAUGAAUUUAUUAGCGAGAGGACGAAGUUUGGAACGAGCAUCGCCACCGUUAAGUGGGCGAUCUACACCAAAAUCACAUCACAGUCCUAACAGAGAUUAUUUACACAAGUAUCAUACUGCUCCUGCGUCAAUGUCUCCAGCGCAUCUCCAUCAGUACGCUGCUUCUUUGACUAGUCCAGGUCAACUUUCAGAAUCUCUUCCUGCAAGCCAGUUGCAGUUAUCAGGCGAAGAAUUGCAUUCAGUAAGUGAAAGAGACAGCACUGGUGGUGCAGGAAGUGGUGGGAGCGAUGCAGCUUCACCGUUGACAGCUCGAUCAAUCAGGCUGGAACGUGUAGUGCAAGCGCUUGCACAUAAUCAAGAGGAGCUCAGAAGGCGUACGGGACAAACCGGAUUUCCCAGCAGUGGUUUUCCUGCUCACAGCAGGCAUGGGCAACAUAACAACGGCGCACUCAAUUCUGGGACUCCCCCUUCCCCAUUGUCCUCACGUCACAGCAGCCAGGACAGUUUGCACAAGAACAACUUGUCUGGUGUCGGAUUGCCAAUUGGCCAGCUGUCUAGCUCGCACUUGCACAUGCAAGGAACCAUGAAUCCAGCAACAGCAGCAGCAGUGGCUGCAGCUCAAAAGAAGAAGGGCAUUAAAAGUAGUCUUGGCAGAUUCUUCAGCAAGAAAGAAAAAAUAAAGGGAAAAGAUACACCAAUGCCUGGAGAUAUGGCAGGCAUGGGAGGAGUAAGUACACCAGCAGAUCCUGAUUAUGGAGAUAGCGUUGCUGUAGCUGGAACUAUGGGCAGCAAGAGUGAUUUUGAUCGCCGAAAAAAGAAGAGCCCCAGCAUGUUUGGUAGUAUGUUGGAUUCUUCGCGUCAUGAACUUUUGGCGGAAGCAAUGAAAGCGGGAACACCCUUUGCUUUAUGGAAUGGACCAACUGUGGUGGCUUGGCUUGAGCUCUGGGUAGGCAUGCCAACUUGGUAUGUUGCAGCUUGUCGAGCAAAUGUGAAAAGCGGCGCCAUAAUGAGUGCUCUUAGCGAUACAGAAAUCCAACGCGAAAUUGGUAUAAGUAACCCCUUACAUCGAUUGAAGUUAAGAUUAGCUAUCCAAGAAAUGGUGUCACUCACAAGUCCAUCGGCACCAAAAACCUCUCGCACAACCUUAGCAUUCGGAGAUAUGAACCACGAAUGGAUUGGUAAUGUUUGGCUCCCAAGUCUUGGAUUGCCACAGUAUCGGUCCACUUUCAUGGAGUGCCUUGUUGAUGCUAGAAUGUUGGAUCACCUCACUAAAAAAGACCUCCGCGGUCAACUUAGAAUGGUUGAUAGUUUUCACAGGACAAGUUUACAGUAUGGCAUUUCGUGUUUGAAGCGAUUAAAUUACGAUAAACAACAAUUAGAAGAAAGAAGGCGAAUGGCAGAAGCUGCCAAUGUCGAUGUUCUUGUGUGGAGUAACGAUCGCGUUAUAAGAUGGGUGCAAUCUAUCGGCCUGAAAGAAUAUGGAAACCACCUUUUGGAAUCUGGGGUUCACGGAGCUCUCAUAGCACUUGACGAAAGUUUCGACGCGAAUAGCUUUGCUCUAACAUUGCAAAUUCCAACACAAAAUACACAAGCUCGACAACUGUUAGAUAUGGAAUUUACAAAUUUACUAACGGUAGGAACAGAGAGGCGACUCGAUGAAUCAAAUAGUAUGAAAUCCUGAUCCAACUUAUCCAGCAGACUGCCUCAUCUUCAACCACAUCACGUCUAGUCCAAAACCCCAGCUAUUACUACUCUCUGUACGCAAGUGUGUUGUAAAAGUUGUAAGAGCUUUAAGUAUCAUUCUAAGGGUAUCUUCAUACUGUUAAGGAUAUAACAUGCGGUAAUAUGGAAAAGUGAUGAGGUAACAUAAACUGUUAAAAAAAGGGGCUUAUAUCGUAUCUUCAAGAAGAAAAUUUGAAGUGUUUUUUCGAUUUUUAUGUCACGCGAUUCAUAAACCGCAUGUUACGUGUUUCAAUAAAAAUAGUAAUUCUGAAUAAAUUACUCUCAUAUAGAUACCGAAAUGUAGUGAGCGGUCAGGAAAUCAUGCGAUAUAUUUUUCCUCGAAAGUCAGAAGAUCAGUUAUAGAUAAUUACGACAAUAAUUCUAAUUUAUCCUGAUUUUUUAAGGUUAGUAAUUUGUAGUUUCGAAAUAAUAAUAUCACGGUAGUUUGUAAACAUUUUCACGACGUAAUAACAUAUUUCUUAUACUAUAUUAUGUACUUACACUGUGUAACAAAUAGUUAAAAUAUCUAUUUUGAUACCACUUACCGCACAAAAUGAAAAUCCCGAAAUUGUAUUAGUGCCAUUGCUCUCGAGGAAACUAUUUAUGUACAAGAAACAGACUGCAUUCUAUAUUUCUGCAUCUAUAAGAUGGUGACCUAAUAAGCCAUAUAUGUAUAUAUAUAAAGAAUAUAUGUAUAUGUAUACAUAGGAAUUUAUAUAUAUACAUACAUAUAUUCUUUUGCACAGAAGGAGCUUCAGAAUACUUGUUCUCCUCUGUUAUUUCGAUGAAUUUUAAAUGUUUGUAGAUCGCAUAUAAACUCGUAAUAUAUUUAAAAAAACUACACUGAAGCAACUAUCGUAAUUAGAAAAUGAUCAAAGAAGAAAUCAGUUGCAUGGACGUGUUUAAAAAGCUCGCUUUUUAUUUACCAUGGACUAAGAACAGACAUUUUAUACCAAAAUAUUCGCGCAAUAUAUAAGUACGUGUAUGAAGCGUUAGUAGAUGUUAUAAAAUUAAGGAACUUUGUAAAUUUGAAUUGAUAAUUGAACAACUAAUCAGUCACUAAUAUUCACAUUUAUAUUAUUUCUCACUUUAAUUUUAUAAUUGUAAAGGAGUGAUCACAUUUCAUUCCGCUCUCUAGAAUUUAUAAUUUUUUUCAAAAGAAUCAUCGUUAAUAGCGCAUACGUAAAUAUUUAUGAAUAUCUAAUUCUGUUUCAAAGUUCCAGAGUGAUUAAUUAUUAUUAGACACGAUCAGUAGUGAGAGAAUUCGCGAUAAAGAACGUUAUUAUAAAGGCAAAAAGAAGCUACAUUAAAAAAGAAAGGUGGCCAUAGGAAGAAUAAUAGAGGAUACGGUGACAAUGGCCAUAAAUAUUACUAACAGUUGUGACACGAUGUUGCUGAAGACAAUGAUUGCGAUGAUAAUUAUAAUUAUCCAUUACAAAUGUUAUCAAGCUGAAGGUGUGGCGAAAGACUGAGACUUACGACAGCGACUGAAAUGACAUAAAACUGAUCAAGAUAGAGACGAUCACAAUAAUGAUGAUAAGUUAUAAUGGGAUGUUGUUAAUGUUGUUGAUACUUGAGGAAUCAUUGUUGUUGAUGUUUGUUUCCCUGUGAAGUACCCCCCUGCAAGCUGUUCAUUCGUUGUAACUCCACGGCUCUGCACGACCUUCCGAAUGGGCGCAAACGUACCAAAUAGUUUCUACCAAAGAGAUCGCAAUACAGUACGAUGAUUUUACGAUCAUAUAUAUGUACGAAAAUUCAAACGUCGGCACUCGAGAUACAUGCGCAGUAGAGAGAUCAAAAUAUCUACAUGUAAAGAUCAUACUGUACAGUUUCAUCCUUCAGCGUAUAACACUUUUCUCUAAGUACCACCGAUCAGUUGAAAUAUUUCUAGAUAAUCAGAAAGACUCGCUAAGCCAAAGCAACGUUACGCUACCUCAAUACUGACCUACGGUGGUACCCUUUUUUCUUUGUAUAAAUACUUCGAUAACUCGUUCCCAUGUAUUCAUGAUUUUCAGUCAUGAUUAAUUCCUACAUAUAUUAGGCACGAAUUUCUCGUUGAGUUUAUGUUAAAAAUAAUCGUAAAGAAAACAUUUUCACGUGCAACGUUUGCUUUGUAAGUGUUAGAAAACAAGUAUUGGAAAAUAGAAAAAUAAAAUUAAUAAUUUUGAAUUGCACGUAAAUCUUUGGUUCAUUAGCAAUACCGGACAGUUUUCUGUAUGUAUUAUAUAGAAAACUACAUUUGAAGUAGAGCAUUUCUACUAUAGUACUACAUGCUCUUUUUAUUAAUAUAAUGCUAGAUGAUUGUACAGAACUAAUUUGUACAAAUGAAUAGAUAUACAAAGCUGAGGCACUUUGUGAAACAGAAUGGCCGUCUCUCCCUUUCGGAAGUGUCUGCAGUAUAUGUAAAUGACUGAACUUAUUUUUAAUGUAUGCUAGUUAAUUAGUGUCUAUGGACAUUCCAAGGAAAGCGAAAGAAAGCAAACCUUCCAAAAAAGCAACCACAUUCAUAAUCGCAUAUAUAUGUAAAACAUGACUCAGUAUGUAACAGCUUUACCGCCUUCUAUGUAUUUAAGUAUAAAUAGAUACACGAAUACAAAAAGUUUUGCCUGAAUCCAACCUCCGACUGUUCGGUAUCGAAUGGAGCUAGAGUAAACAGAACGUAUGAUACAGACGAUUUACUGUUGGAAACGUUAUGUUUUUACCAAGAACAUAAAUGGAUUGUUUAAACUUACAUUUCGUCUUGCCUUCAAUUUUCUUUAAAUUGUUGUGAAAUUUUAAAUAUUGUCUUCAGCAAUGCUAGACGAAUUUGUUUCAGUUAAACCUAAUGUUUUCAUGAAUUCUAGCGAUACAACAAUGUUUAAGCAAAGAUAUUUAUAUCCAAGUUUGCCUAUUAUCAUUUCACACAUAUCAUAAGAUUGUAAAAAGUACUUAUAGAAAAUUAAAUUAUAUUAAAUACAAUUUUUCUCUUUACCACUCAAUUUCAUUUACCAGACAAAAAUUACAUACAUGCAUAUGGUAAAAACAGACACGUAAUAAUGUGUAAUAUUGUAGUGGAACAAUCUAUAGUAUGUGUUAUUUCAAAAUAUAUAUUUUUUAUAUAUUCUUUCUUAUGCUCAAUUCGGCCGAACUGGCGGAAGAACAAUUUCGACAUUAUUUUGAAUUUUCUGUAUGACAUAUGUUUGUGAGUGUUACUGCUAGUUACUGUACAUAUAUACGUACGCACGGCUGUGUGGGUGAAAGUGCAUGUGUAUAUAUCUUUCUCUGUGUACAUAUGAAUUAUUUAUUAACAAACCUGUAAUUUUUAAACGUUUCAUUACAAGUCCAAUGCAGUUAAAUAUAUUACAAUCUUAAUAUAGUUUGGAGAAGAACUAAAUCGCUAUUAAAUCUCUGACUACUUCACUUCUAAAUGAAUGCUGUAAAAAUUUUGUCAGAAUGUAUCAAUAUAACUGAGUUUCAAGCAUUAGCUUGCUAUAGUAAUCUGGAAACAUAAAAGUUACAAUCAUGAAUUAAGAACAAUUAUCAUCGUAUGAUGUAAAACUGGAUGGAUAUGUAACAAACAUUUAAGGUAAAUUUGUUCGAAAGCAAAGAACAAAGUAGAUUAAAGUGGGCUUACAAUUAAAAAAUAAGGACUGUACAGAUAUCAUUGGGCCCAUCUUUAUAGAAAUGAAAUAAAAAACGUUUAAUUUAAAUGGCAUUUCUGUCAGAAUCAUCAGCUAUAAAUAAAGCAUAAUAUAUAAUUUAAUUAAAAGAAUUCGAUGUAUCUAGUAGUAAAUGGUUUUAAGAAACUUAUUUUGUAUGGAAUAGGUCUAAAUUAUCAGUAUAUAGUUACGCAUAUACUGAUUUUUGUUUAUAUUUGACUAUUUUAGCUGGAGUGCUAGGUAAUUGUGCCAGCAUAUAAAACUGCGAUUAUCCUAGUAAGCGGGUAAUUGUCAAAAAUAACUUUCUAAAUGUGAAGUAGUAUACAACUAUAUAUAUAUAUAUAUAUAGUAAACUAUAUAUAUAUAUAGUACAAUACACAGUGCACAAACAACCAAUUAUAAGGUCUAACAUAGUUUCGAUUAAUUUUCUUAGUACAAGUAGUACAUUUAAAAAGACGUCUUACAUAUUCAUUGUAAGAAUAGGAAUUGGCAAAAUGAUCAGUUAAAUUUUAUAUUGUCUUUGCAAAUUUAGUUCUUGAUGCAAUUUGUACUUAUUCAAUUAUCGUGAGAUUCUUAUAAUUACUUAAAAUAUGUCUUCUGUAUUCAAAAAUUGUUUCAUAUUUUGAAAGUUCAUUGUUUCUGGCAGCCAUAGGUCAUUUUACGUAUUUAUUUAUUCCUCUAGAUAGUUGUAAUUUUUUGUAGCAAAUAAAUAGAACACAAAUGUA